AUGCGUGUUUUCACGUCGAUUGCCGCGUUUGUCGUGGCUUCUUGCAGCACAGUCAUAGCAGCGCCAUCAAGACAUACCAGAAGCAACCCACAACCAAUUGAUCUGGAGAUACAAACUUCCAGCGGGAAAAUAAUCGGCCUCAUAAACGGAACAACCCCCAACGUCCGCCAAUUCCUCAACAUCCCAUACGCCCAACCACCCCUAUUAGACCUCCGCUUCCGUCCCCCGAAAGCCCUAAUCCAGCCCCAAAAGACCAUCAUCUCCACAACCCUAGGCCCAGCCUGUCCUCAGAUCCCCGGCACAAGCGCCUCAAUCGACAGCGAAGUCGUCACACAACUGAACUUCAACGGCUCCACAGCCGAAGACUGUCUCAACGUCGCCAUCUGGGCCCCAUUGCAUACACGAAACACAAAGAAAGCUCUUCUCCCGGUAUUCAUCUACCUUUUUGGCGGUGGUUACACGACCGGCGGAAUCGACGUGGCGUAUCAGAUUCCUGCGCAAUGGGUUCAGCGCACACAGGCCCAUAUCGUUAUCUCGAUCAACACCCGGGUAAAUAUAUUCGGGUAUCCCGGGUCUGGGGCACUCGAGUUCCAGAAUCCAGGGCUACUGGAUCAGAGGAUGGCGCUUGAAUGGGCUCAAGAGAAUAUCGCUGCUUUUGGAGGAGAUCCAGAUCAUAUUGUGCUUUGGGAACAGAGUUCUGGGGCUGGGAGUUCUGACUUGAUGAAUUUUGCGUAUCCGGAUGAUCCCAUUGCUAAUGGGUUUAUCUCGGAUUCGGGUUCUGUAUUCCUGAAUAACCAGAAAUCCGAUGCGACGUUCUCGAAUUUCAGUUAUGUGGCUGGACAGGUGAACUGUUCGACUGUGAACUAUACGGUUGAGUUGGAGUGUAUGCAGGGUGUGGACUAUGAGACUAUCGAGGCUGUGAUUCUGGACUAUGAAGAGGCGGGGAACAAUCCGUUGAAGUUUGUGCCAUUUGUUGAUGAUAUCUCUAUAUUUGGGAAUUAUACGCUUCGGUAUGAGUUGGGUGCAUUGUCUGAUCGGCCUGCUAUCUUUGGGACGAAUCUCCGAGAGGGUUAUGAGGCUGCGCCUUGGCCGAAUGAUCCUGAGACGACGGCGGCUAAUGCUACUGUGGCGGAUGGGUAUACUGAUUAUGCAUUCUUGUGUCCCGCGAUGUUGACGACGGGUUACCGGGAGAAACUGGGCUUGCCAACCUUUCGAUAUCAGUAUCGUGGAAAUUUCAGCAAUAUCUCGCCGUAUUUCUGGUUUGGGGCAUUCCAUGGCUCGGAAUUGCCCUUGUUGUUUGGGACGUAUGGGGACUACCGGGGGCCACCGACUGCUUUUGAAACUGAGGUUAGUUAUACGAUGCAGGAUCUCUGGUUGGCUUUUGCGAGGGAUGGAGCUAAGGGUGUGGAAGCGUUGGGGUGGGAGAGUUCUGCGAAUGGUGAUGGUGUGAAUAUUUUGGCAGAGAUGAAGACUCGUAAGGCGUCUACGAUGGUUCCUGCAAAGGAGAUCGAUACACCUUGUGAGCAAGUGGUGGUCGAUACCAUUCUUGGUGGCACGAAUCCAUUUGCUGUUAUUGUAUGA
This is a messenger RNA of Penicillium longicatenatum, 1581 nucleotides long. RefSeq lists its product as uncharacterized. Bases 1 to 1581 code for a protein of 526 amino acids. Lineage: Eukaryota; Fungi; Ascomycota; Eurotiomycetes; Eurotiales; Aspergillaceae. The record is from RefSeq and is a predicted model, not a curated record. The transcript is spliced from 2 exons.